Molecule: messenger RNA, 1914 nt
Organism: Spizellomyces punctatus DAOM BR117
Lineage: Eukaryota; Fungi; Chytridiomycota; Chytridiomycetes; Spizellomycetales; Spizellomycetaceae
Product: MiaB-like tRNA modifying enzyme, archaeal-type
Exons: 4
Coding region: 1-1914 (637 amino acids)
Biological process (GO): tRNA methylthiolation
Cellular component (GO): endoplasmic reticulum
Molecular function (GO): 4 iron, 4 sulfur cluster binding; tRNA (N(6)-L-threonylcarbamoyladenosine(37)-C(2))-methylthiotransferase activity
Source: RefSeq, a predicted model, not a curated record
AUGCUCACCGUAGACCCCACCUGUACAAAUGCCAUUGAUGAUAUUGAAGAGCUAGGGAUUGUUUCUUCGGAGUUACCAGCACAAUCACGGGCGUCCUACCGUACUGUUCCAGUCAAAACAUUCCGAAAGCGAUUCUCAGGUCAAGAAGGUGAAGCCGAAAAUCACACCAAACGCAGUCCAGACCAUUUCCUACCUGGGCGGGCUACGGUGUUUGUAAAGACGUGGGGAUGUGGGCACAACAACUCGGACGGUGAAUAUAUGGCAGGAUUGUUGGCGGCGGACGGUUAUGAAGUGGUAUUGGAAGACUCCAAGCGUGAUUCGGCUGACGUUUGGCUGCUGAACUCCUGCACCGUGAAAGGUCCCUCCGAGCAAACUUUCGUAAACGAGAUCCGGAAAGGGAAAGACCAGGGGAAAAAGGUGGUGGUAGCAGGUUGCGUUCCUCAAGCUAGUCCCAAGGGUACCGAGUGGCAGGGAUUAAGCGUGAUUGGAGUUCAGCAAAUUGACUCUGUGGUCGACGUGGUUGAGGAAACGCUUAAAGGGAACACUGUUAAAUUACUGAAGGAAGCGAAAGAGACAAGCGAAACUGGAAAAAAGAGAAAAACGGGGGGUGCAAAGUUAGAUCUGCCGAAAGUUAGGCGCAAUCCCUACAUUGAGAUUAUUCCAAUUAACACGGGGUGUCUGAAUCAAUGCACGUACUGCAAAACGAAGCAUGCACGAGGGGAUCUCGGAAGUUACCAUCCUUCAGAAAUUAUUUCGCGCGUGCAAUCCGUUCUUGAUGAAGGCGUCAUGGAGAUCUGGUUGACUUCUGAGGAUACAGGGGCGUAUGGUCGGGAUAUUGGUGUCUCCAUUGUGGAUCUACUGUGGGGCAUUGUGAAAGUCAUGGAAGCACACGAUAACAAGGAUGCUAUGCUUCGCGUCGGGAUGACAAAUCCACCUUACAUUUUGGAACAUCUGGAAGAAAUCGCCCAGGUGCUGGUUCAUCCCAGGGUGUACUCCUUUUUACAUGUUCCUGUUCAAGCGGCGAGUGAUAAAGUCCUGGAAGACAUGAGGAGAAUGUACACGAAAGCAGAUUUUAAAAAGGUUGUGGACACUUUGAGAAAUCGAGUACAAGAUAUAACCAUUGCCACUGAUGUCAUUUGUGGGUUCCCGACGGAAACUCCGGAGGAUUUUGAAGAGACUUUGGAAUUGGUGAGAGAGUACAAAUUCCCCGUGGUACAUAUAUCACAGUUCUACCCUCGACCCGGUACUCCGGCCGCCCGUCUUCCUCGUCUCGCUACCGAAGAAGUCAAACGUCGCAGCCGCGAACUCACCCGGCUCUUCGAAUCUUAUACCACGUACUCACAUCUUAUGGACACGAUACAACGUGUCCUCAUCACCGAACGAAGCGGGGAUGGAAAGCAUUAUGUUGGGCACACCAAAUCGUAUCAACAGGUGCUGGUUCCCUUGCAAGAGGGCUUGAUGGGACGGGUAGUAUCAGUGCACGUGACACAAGUUGGAAAGUGGUUUUUGAGUGGCGAAGUUAUUGACGGGAAUGACCCACUCGGCGCCGGUGAGAGGAAAGGGACCCCCAAGUUGGUGAGAAAGGGAAGAGAAAUGGUCAGGAUGGGUGGCGAGGAUCAGGAUGGCAAUGAUGGGACAGAGCUAAGUCUGGGUAGUGGAGAGGGUCUUAAGAAACGGGCAGGGGGAAAGUCUGAUCCCCCCCGUACGCCUGAGACAAAGGCUGUUCAAGAGGUCGAACGCCGGAAACCGAGCCCACCGAUCUUCAUAGUAAUUGCGUAUCUUCUGGUCAUGUAUGUCGUAGUUUAUGUACUGAUGGGUUAUGAGGGAAUGCGGUGGGGUUUUCGAGUAGCACUAUGUUUCGUGAUUGCAUCGAUUGGGUGGGAUUUUGCCCAAAAGGUUACCGCAUCACAGUAG